UGACAACAUCGUACCUACGUAUCAAUGGCACUCGAGAAUGAUCUGUUUUCCGCAUACAGAUUGAUGGCUAAGUAGCUAUAUGGUAAACGAUACGUUGAGAAACCCUAAUGAUACUAGAAACAAAGAGAAGCUUGGUACCUAGUUUUUUAAUAUUCUGGUGACACAUCGACUGGUCAGUUACAUUCCAGUAGUAGUAAAUGGCAUAUUUCAAGGUGCUGUUUCUUUCUAACACAUACUCGUAAGAUGUGUCGAUCAUAUAUAUUUUUUAAAACUAUACGGCGUUCAUUUUGUGUCUGGUUGUGGGUGUCGACUGAGUUUGUGAGGAUUUUCUCUCUAUAUCGGCGAGAAAAUGAUCGUGUUUUUGUUCAGCUUAAUCGUUGUUUCGGUUCAAGGUGCUCGAAAAAUUGGAGAUAAUGUGCUAUUGGAUGCGUUGAAUUUAGGCCAAUCGAAUCUCAAUAAUACUCGAGAGGAUUGUAUCUGGAGGACAGAUAACGAUCUGUGUUCGAAAAAUCUCAUCAAAUAUACUCUUUACACGAGGAAAACAUCCAGUUCGGAAGAAAGAGGAGAUAAAAAUGAUGAAAUGAGAUCUUUCGAUGUUGACAUGUCGUCGCCUGUCUGGCUUCACUCCAGUGACUGGAACCCAUCUCACGAGACGAUAAUCUUAGUUCACGGAUACGGAGGCACAGCUGACCACUUGCCCACUGGGAUCUUACGCGAUGCGUAUAUUAAAAAUGGAAGCUAUAAUGUGAUCGUUGUUGAUUGGGGCCCUUUGUCUAGACUUCCAUGUUACCUGUCAGCUGUUCAUAAUAUUAAAUCGGCUGCCAAAUGUAUCGGCGAAUUAUUCAAGUUCUUGAGGAAUUCCGGCGUCGAUAUGCGUAAGACUUCGUGCGUUGGGCAUAGUUUGGGAGCUCAUGUUUGCGGCGUUGUUUCCAACUAUUUGAAUUUUCGAUUGCAUAAAAUUAUCGGUCUAGAUCCGGCCAAACCAUUGAUACCUAAUGUGUUGAAGUCCAGAUUAGAUGCUGGAGAUGCUGAUCAAGUCCAAGUCUUGCAUACCAGCUCCAGUUAUGGCGAUUCCAAGAAAAUAGGUCAUAUUGAUUUUUACUUCAAUGGUGGACGUAUUCAACCCUAUUGUGUCAAUGUUACCAAUGAAGAGCUUUGCAGUCAUAUGAGAAGUGUUUGUUACUUAGCAGAGAGUAUUUUCGCAGAUCGAGUAAGACAUGGUACGAAAUGUAAGCGACGUAAUUUACAAGGCGAAUCUGACUCCAAAGGCAUCCUGAACCGGAUCGGUAACGCUCAUUUCAUGCCCGUUGGACAGUUUACUCCUGAAGGUGCUGUUGGUACAUAUUGUGUAUCUAAUAUCGAUGCACCAUUCUGCUCCGCUGAAAGAAGCGAUAAAGGAAGUCCAUUUUGCUGUAGACCUUCACCAACUCAAUCGCCAGAUGUAUCGACAGUUCCUGCUCUACCUGAUAAUGCUAUUGGACGAGAAUCCAAAAGUAAUAAGGUCAAUCCAAAGAAAAAGAAUAAGCUUUAAAUUUAUAGUACAUACCUACUUAUGUGAAUUUUUUUAAUGAAUUUUUUACUGUUUUUUUUGAGUGCGUAAAUUUUUUUUUCUUAUGUGUAUGAUACCUAGUAUGAUUUUUAUUUUCAUGUAUUAUUGCAUGUUGGAAAGGAAAACAUGUGUUUUGUGCAGUUGUUGUGAAUUAAGUUGUUUAUUUUUCAACUUCAUAGAUCUGUUUAGAUUUUUUACUGUUUUUUUUUAUUGGUUUGUAUUUUUUUAAUACUCAGCAUGAUUUUUGUAUUUUAUUUUUUAUUGCAUGUUGUGAAGAAGAAUUGUGUUUUUUUAUAAUUGUUAAAUGAAAGUAGAUGUUAUGAAUUGGGUUGUUGAA
This is a messenger RNA of Planococcus citri (citrus mealybug), 1886 nucleotides long. Its product is annotated as phospholipase A1-like. The record is from RefSeq and is a predicted model, not a curated record. Gene Ontology annotation, biological process: lipid catabolic process. The transcript is spliced from 7 exons. Bases 350 to 1531 code for a protein of 393 amino acids. Gene Ontology annotation, molecular function: lipase activity. Lineage: Eukaryota; Metazoa; Arthropoda; Insecta; Hemiptera; Pseudococcidae.